Messenger RNA from Striga asiatica, 339 nucleotides. NCBI's taxonomy places the organism in Eukaryota, Viridiplantae, Streptophyta, Magnoliopsida, Lamiales, Orobanchaceae. The record is from the annotation of a GenBank genome assembly.
AUGGAGGUGAUAUUGGAUGAGGUGCAGCUCUAUCUCGACAAGGCUAAGUGUGGCAACAAGAGUGCCGUUAACGGUGGAAAGCACGGGACAAAUUGCAGAGUUGAGCGGGAGGUUAACACUGGCAACACACGAAAUGUUGGGGAAGCCUCGAAGAUCAAGACCGGUCAAACGAGGAACAGUAAUGUUAAAUGUCCCGUUAAUGCUUGUUCUGGUUUGACCGACUGUGAUGGUCCCACCACCGAGGAAAUUCGUGCAGUUGAGGCUAACGAGAGCUCCGGGAACACCCUGUCCGGGGCAGUUUCCGGUGGGCGUGCAGCAGAGCCGGCCGCUUACGGUUAG